Messenger RNA from Amoebophrya sp. A120, 477 nucleotides. NCBI's taxonomy places the organism in Eukaryota, Dinophyceae, Syndiniales, Amoebophryaceae. The record is from the annotation of a GenBank genome assembly.
GGGACAUUCUGCUGAACACUCUAGUUCUGAAGGAGCACGCGGAUGUCGCGUCGAUUCCGGUAAAACUGUCCUACGGCGUGCCGUCCUCGGUGCUUAUCGAGAUUCUGGCGAAACAGGUGGACAUCCAGGAGAAAAAGUGCUUCACACAGGAAGACUGUUUCGCACCCGGGAGCGAGGUGAACCGGUGCGUCAAGCAGGUGUGUCGCUCAGUCGAGGUCGGCUACAGUGUGGGGUUGUUUCCCAAAAAAAUGGACGACCACGCGCCUGUGAACGGCGGCGUUGGCAUCACGAUGCAGGUCCCGGGAACGAGUGCGGUCGUGGCCUUGACCGGGCACCCGGUGCCGAACGUGAAGAAGGACUUCGCGGUGCUGAACUCCCCGGCUUUGGUGCCCCUCGCCUACAACACAUUGCCUUGCAAAGUCACCGACCGUUCCAUCCACUCCGCACAAGCGUCCACCGUGAACGACUGCAUCGAAC